This is a messenger RNA of Notolabrus celidotus (New Zealand spotty), 7586 nucleotides long. It is a transcript of the gene cep83, whose product is annotated as centrosomal protein 83. Lineage: Eukaryota; Metazoa; Chordata; Actinopteri; Labriformes; Labridae. The transcript is spliced from 31 exons. The record is from RefSeq and is a predicted model, not a curated record. The coding region runs from base 5051 to 7216 and encodes 721 amino acids. Gene Ontology annotation, cellular component: centrosome.
UCCGGGUUCGUCCAUGGCCCCGACCCUUGUUUGAAACGUCACAGCGCCAAACUUUGUGUUCCUCACGGGAAGAUGAAGAGUGAUUCAGAGGAGCCACAAUGGAAGAAAAUACAUUCUGUAGCAGGAGUAGUUCCUCGGAGCAGACACGGACACCGGGCAGCUGCGAUCCGAGAGCUGAUGAUUGUGUUUGGUGGAGGAAAUGAAGGAAUAUCAGAACACCUCCAUGUUUACAACACUGUGUCCAAGCAGUGGUUCCUGCCUGCAGUGUGGGGUGACAUCCCGCCUGGCUGUGCUGCCCAUGGCUUCGUCUCUGAAGGCACCAGGAUACUGGUUUUUGGGGGCAUGGUUGAGUUUGGGAAGUACACAAACAGCCUCUACGAGCUUCAGGCUAGUCGCUGGCUGUGGAAGAAGUUGAAGCCCAGAGCACCAAAGAAUGGCCCGCCUCCCUGUCCUCGGAUUGGUCACAGUUUCACGCUUGUGGGAAACAAAUGCUACCUGUUUGGAGGGCUGGUCAAUGACAGUGAAGACCCCAACGGCAAUGUACCAAGAUACAUGGAUGACUUGUAUGAGCUGGAACUGCAGUCAGUUUCGGGGGCACGGGGGUGGAGCAUCCCAGAGACGAAGGGGGGUGGUCCUUCAGCUCGGGAGUCUCACACUUCGGUCGCCUACACUGGUCCAGGCUCUCCGAAGCUCUACAUCUUUGGAGGGAUGCAAGGGUCCCGGUUGGAUGACCUCUGGCAGCUCGACCUUGACACCAUGGUUUGGUCCAUGCCUGAAACCAGAGGUUCAAAGCCACUUCCCAGAAGCCUUCACUCUGCAAAUGUCAUUGGGAACAAGAUGUACGUUUUUGGUGGAUGGAUUCCCGUUCCAGAGUCUGAAAAACACAACCCUUCAGGAAAAGAAUGGAUCUGCACAAACUCUUUAAGUGUGCUGAACUUAGACACGAUGAGCUGGCAGGACCUGGGCCCGGAGCAGCAGGACGAUAUCGAGUCCCAGCUCCAAAGCCAGGGACCCCUGAGUGAUGAUCCAUAUGCCUGUGGGCCUGGAGCCAGAGCGGGCCACUGUGCUGCCACUGUCGGGUCCAGGCUUUAUAUUUGGAGUGGCCGGGAUGGAUACCGUAAGAGCUGGAACUACCAGGUCUGCUGCAAGGACCUAUGGUACCUGGAGACCGACCGACCUGCCACCCCAGAAGCCGUGUUACUCAUCAAAUCCACAGUCAGCAUGCUUCAUGUAGCUUGGCGCCCCCUGGCAGCGGCAGACUGCUACAUCCUUCAGAUCCAGUCUGUGCGUCCUCCCAGCACUACCACCAGUGAAGCUAUAGCCAAACCAGCAGAUCGAACUAGAGCAGAUGGACAGCAGGGGAAGGAGAAGGACUCUGCUGGUGUCCAGUCCCAAACACAAACUGAUGGAAUCACUAAUAAAGAAGCAAAAACAUCAGCACAGGUUGCUUCAGCCCAGCAGGAAACUACAGACAAAUCCUCCAAUGGAACUGCAGAGAGCAGAGCAGAAGGAGGGAGGAGUACUGAGACAAAGGAGGACAGUGCUGGACAGCAGACAUCUAAAGCAGAAGUCAGCAGCUCAACUCAACAGCAGACAGAGAAGCAGACGGAUUCAAUCGACAAUACAACAGAGAUGUACACCCACGCUGAUCAGAAGAAUCCAGAGGAAUCCGUCUGGUUUGAUGUCGGUGUCUUCAAAACACUCUUCUCAGAGGUCCAUCAUUACUUUCUACCUGCUGAGAGUGAGCAAGUGACUGCUGCCCUCAGCAGCCGGAUCCCAAAUCCCAAAGAGAAGAAGCUGCCCGGGCCUCAGGACUACGAUAGCAGAGAGAAGCGGGACCUGAGUCCGGGUCAAACCUACAGGUUCAGAGUUGCCGGGAUCAACUGCUUUGGACAGGGAGACUUCAGUCCAGUCAGUGAGUUCAAAACCUGCCAGCCUGGCUUCCCUGGAGCGCCCUCUGCUGUCAGAAUAACCAAGGGCAACGAUUCAGUCCACAUCACGUGGGAGGCUCCCUCCUCUCCAUCGGGACGGAUUCUUGAGUAUUCCAUGUACAUGGCGGUGAAGAAGAGCCGCUCUAGCAGCUCAGAGCGUCCUGGUCAGAUGGCCUUCAUCAGGAUCUACCGCGGCACCAAGAUGUCCUGCUCGGUCAGCUCCUCCCACCUGGACAACGCCCACAUCGACUGCUCUGCUUCCAACCGGCCAGCUGUUGUUUUCCGCAUAGCUGCCAAGAAUGAGCAGGGCUAUGGCCCAGCGACGCAGAUCCGCUGGAUUCAAGAUCCCAGUAAAAUAAAAGCAUCGGCAUCCAAAGCAGACAAAGAUGAAGCUGAGCAGGAUGCUGCUGACAGCUCCAGUUGAAACUGUCUGGACCAGUGACAGCACGUUUUGGAGAAGACUAUAUGUGCACUCAGGAAGUUGGCAUUGAACACCACUCAGAUAUUGUAUAUUUCCUUGAUAGUUUUGUUAAUUUAUUUUUUUUAUGUAUUUAAUUAUCCACUUGUAAAUAGUUAAUUUGCAUAGAACCAUAACCACUUAAAUGAGCUAAUGCUUUUUUUAAAGUAAUCUUAUGUAAUAAGAUGUAGAUGAAACUACAAGUGCGAUUUAAAACCUGUCAAAAGGUGGAGGUGCCUUAGAGCUUUCAUGGAGUUCGUUGUGGUUUUAAAGAAAUGCAGACUGUGAAAUGAGCCCACAGUCAGGGACCAUCAGAGGGGACAUCUAACUUUUAUUUGAACUACUUUCACACUGAGAUUAUGAAAUACAGGUGUAUCCCAAUCUCUAAAGUGGACUUUUGUUUUAUAACCAGCUCAUUGCUGUCAUCCUUGUUUAGUUGAAGAAGUUUGUUUAUGUACCAAGCCUUAUGUGACUUCACACAUUGUCAGUAUUAUUAACAUUGCUCGUUUCAUGUUUGUUCGUGUUGCUUUUCCUUUGUUGUCAUUUUAUCACAAGAUUGUUGACAUUGUUAACAAAUUUAAGUUAAAGAAAAUCAGAUGUAAUUUAAAGGAAAGGAAUCUAAAUUGUUACAUAUACUACAUGGAAACAUCUGCAUGUUAAGUUUAUUUUUGGUUCUGGUUUAUCCAUUAAAAGAGCAAGAAGUUGAAUCAUCAUCUUUAUUCUUCUCCAUCAUUUCAUCUGGACUCAGAUUAUUAUUGUAGUGUUCAACUCACUGCAGCAUUUUCACCAUUCUCUUUCUUCAUUUUACUCUUUUCCAUGGGAUAAGGUUUAGGUAAGGGUCUGAUGUUUGUUCUGAGUUAUGUGGAAAGGUUCUAAAGGAUUUUAGGCCAAAAUCACUGAAAAGUACAGAUAUGACCAUAUAAUAAAGGUAUUUAUAGCAUUUAUGGUUGAGCAAUUAUGUUAGGGAUCAAGCCUUCAACUACAUUUUGUACACUUUUUGGAUGUGCUUCUCCUCUUGUCUGUCUAUGAAACAAGUUGAAAUUUGGCGCUCCCUUUGAAACAAGAAACAAACGGACCCUGCAAUCCAUGAGUAGUGAACUGUACAGUGUAACAAGACUAAUGUGUGCAGAGGUCACUGCAGAAAGUUAAAAGGGUAUAAUGUGUUGAACUCAACAAGCAACAUGCACUUAAAAUUCUUCAAAUCUCUACAGGGAAAAUGUUUCAUGAUAGAAAUUCAAAGAGGCAAAUUAGGAACAUAGGAAGGAGAAAAUUGUUUUCAGGCUCUGGAUGCUUUUUACAUAUCCAUGUGACACAAUUGAGCACGGAUGAUAGAAAAGAAAAUAAUUGGAUAUUGGAUAUCGUUGCAGACAUGGCAGAAUCGUGCAGUGGGUGGCGGUAGACACAAUGGUGUUGUUUGCGAUCUGCGAAUAUAAGGAAAAGAAGCAGAAUCUCCCAUGAUGCCACAGUUUGUAGUCCACAAGUCAACUGGCUAGCUCUUGCUAGCAACGCUAGUAGUUAAAGAGAAACUAAGGCGUCCAAGAUCAACAAGACGUGAGUGGCUGCAAAGUUUAGUGAAGAAAAUCAUCAUCUAAUCAUCAUUCAUCAAUACGGCGCUGGAGUGCAGUGUGUGACCCGACACUGAAGUAUGAGCAGGGUAGCACCAAAUAUAGCCGAAUUAUGAAGCUACUCUCAGUUUUCCCAACGAUAACCAAACAGAAGCUGCUAACGUUAGCUUGUACUUAGUUGUGAAGCUUCUAAGUCCCUCUGUUUGAUGUCUUAGUAAAGAAUAGGUGUAUCUGAGCAUAUUUAGACAACUUGCCCGCAGUAUCAUUAAAGUUGCAUUUUUAAACUCCUUUUCACUGACUUUACAAGGAAAAUAGCGAGUGUCCGAUAACGGGCGCAGUAGAACGGCUAACCAGAAGUUAGCUUGAGAAUUAGCAUAUUAGUUCACGGGGCACGGGGCGCGAUAUUUGAAAACAACUGGGUGCUUUAGACAGUUUGGGACUUCAGUAAGCAGUGCUAAUGUAGAAACACGACCAACCUAAUGUUAAUACUGUUAUUAGGACUCUUUAACACGUCUGUUGACCGUUAGCAGCAGACUUAGCAUAUCAGCAGUCUGGGUUAUUAUGGACGCGGCUGUGUUGUGUUUAGAUGUCAACAGACCUCACUCAGCAGUCUUUGACAUUAAUCUAUACAUCUGUUUUAUAAUGUGUGUCUUUUAACAAUGUAAACUGUGAUAAUAUGUAUAAUUGUAUGAUGGUUUAAUCCUGAUUGAGUGACACUGAUUUAAAUAGCCACAGAUAGUUGAGAGGCUCGAUGUUGAGUAGCCAAAGUGAUUAGUUGCAGCAAUCACAGACCACACAGUGAGGCAGAGGAGUUAAAUAAUCACUUGAGAUUGACUCGAGUCCUGUCCUGCCUGUAUAGUGGUUGUGAUUUGUGAGUAGUGGCUGUGGGACUCCCCUUAAAGCCACCAUGGUAACUAACUGACAACAAAGUCAGCUCCAGCUUCUCCUCCUUUUUAAAGGGAGGGCACCGGCAGUUUCUCUCACUGUUAAAAGACAGCAGGACAGCCAACACACCUGUUUCACAGACACAGACAUAUCAGCUCAUUUGCGUAUUUCUAAAUCUUUUCCUGUCUCAAGAUCUUUCCUGCAGAGGUGAGAUGACUUCCUCAGCCCUCGGCCAGUCAGUCCCUCUAGCCUCAAACCUGGAGCCUGGGAUGGGGAGGUCUGCUGCCAUGCUGGGGUUGUCUGCUGGACUCGGGGGAGCAGAGCUAGAGCUGCAGAAGAUGCUGAUCGAUGAGAGGAUGAAGUGUGAACACCACCGGACCAAUUACCAGACACUGAAGGCUGAACACACAAGUUUGCAGGAUGAGUUCACACGGGCGCAGGGUGACCUGAAGCGCAUGCUGAGUGACAAGCAGGUUCAGCAGGAGCAACUGCAGCUGCUGUUGGCUGAGCUGCGAGGAGAUCUGCUGGACAAAACCAGAGAGCUGGAGGAGCUUCGCUUGCAGGUGAUGACCCCUCAGCGGCUGGAGCUGCUCAGAGCUCAGGUGCAGCAGGAGAUGGAGGUUCCGGUCAGAGAGAGAUUCAGUAAACUGGAGGAGGAGGCAGAGAAGUACAGGUCUGAGUACAACAAGCUGCGGUAUGAUUUCACCUUUCUCAAGUCGCAGUUUGAGCACCAGAGAGAGGAACACUCUCGAGUCCUGGAGGAGCGGAAGAUGUGCUAUGAAACAGAGAUCUCUCGUCUGGAGAAGGACAGGGAGGACUUGAUGGCUCAGUACCAGAGCUCAGACCCGAUGCGUGAUGGGAAAAGAGUUGAGGCUCUGCUGAGAGAGAAGGCUCAGCUCCACGUGCGGCUGAAGAGCCUGGAAGCGGAGGUGUCCGAGCUCCAUGCACAGAAAGAAAACUCGGGGCAACAGGCCGAGAGCGUCCAGCGCAUUCAGAUCAGACAACUGUCAGAGUCUCAGGCGGUGGUGAAGUCUCUGGAGGCGGAGCGUCAGUCGUUGCGUCUGAAGUUAGAGCGGAUGGAGAGCGAGCUCAAUCAAACCAACGAGCAGAACAGCCAGCUCACAAGCCGCCUGCACAAAGCUGAGAGAGAGGUGAACUCCCUCAACAGCCAGGUGGAGAGUCUGAAGCAUUCUCAUAAACUGGAGGUGGCAAACAUCAAACUGGAGUGUACCCGCUCGAAAGGGGAGUUGGAGAGGGAAAGCGACAAACUGCAGGGACAGAUUGAUGGUCUGCAAACAGAUGUGGAGUUGUUAAAUGCUGCGGUGGAGCAACACAAGGAACUCCUGGUGGAGAAGGAGAGAGAGAUCGUCCGGAAGGUGCAGUCUGCCCGUGAGGAGGAGUUCUGCAAAACAGCAAUCCUGCAUGAGGAGAAGCUGGAGUUGGAGAAUCGUCUCGCUGCUCUUGAACAGCAAAGAGCGCUGAAAGACGUUGCAGGAGACGCUCAGAAGGAGGAGUGGGAGCAGCUUCUUCGUAGCGCCAAACAAGGAGAGGAGUCGGCUCGCAGGGAGCUGCAAAACCUCCGAAUUAAACUACAACAGCAAAGCUCACAGCUGGACGAGCUGGAGAGACAAAAAGCAGAAGUUUCUGACCUACAGAAGCAGAAUCAGGAGCUCGGCGUCCAACUGGGUACGCUGUCCCAUUCUGAGAGUGACCUGAUGGAGACAAACCAGAGACUGAGAGAAACCCUGGAGAGAGCGAGGGAGGAGCUGAGGUCAACCCGAGGACAAGCUGAGAAGAGCCAACACGAGGCGGAGAGGAUGGUGGAGGACCGACGGGUGGAGUGGCUGGAGGAGAAACACAAGCUACAGGAGCAAGAGGCUGAGCUGCAGCAGAAAUACUCUCAGGUCAAAGAGAAGCUGCAGAGGGCGGCCGCCGCACAGAAGAAGAGGAAAACGCUGACAGAGAACAAAGAGAAGAAGCUAAAGGAUAAGGUCCAGCUGCUGGAGGCUAAGAUAGAGGAGCUGGAGCUGGAAGCUGCUGCAGCGAAGAAACGUUCGUCAUUCUCAGAGGAGCAAGCUCAGCUCAGCAGACGAUUAAAGGAGCUGCAGCGACGACACAACGAGUUUCGGCGCCUCCUCAUGGGCGGCCAAGGAUCCUACAACGCCGGGCCCUCCUUCCUCACCUCCUCACCCACUCCGUUCCUCCUCCUCGGGUCUGAGGGACCAUUAUCAAAUAUACCAGAGGAGCAGCAACAGAAGGAGCUGUCUCUGCUCCGUCGGAGGCUGGAGGACCUGGAGAGCGCUCAGCAGCAGCAGCUGGAGGAGCUGGGAUCUCUGGUGCAGAGAGACCGGGACCACACUCCCCAGCCUGACCUUUGACCUCCCCACCCUGACACUACUGUCGCAUAUAGGACUUGCAUUUUAUAGUUGGUGUUCAUUGGUUUAGUUUUUCACAUCAAGGCCAACAAAAGCACUGCAGCUUUUUUAUAGACUGUUUACUGAUGCAUUUCCACAAACUCUGAUGUUUUGAUGUAGUAAUAUGAAAUGAGACAGCACCUUUGUCAAAAAGGUACGAGCUCCUCAGGGUUGAUUAUGCAUUGAGAUGUUUUUGUUUACACGUUUUCUUCAAACACUCAGGAAGAAAAAUAAACAUCUGAGUUGAUACAAAUUGCACAAUGUUGAUAAAAUCUUUUGUUGUAAUAGAAUUGUAUUGCAAAAAGAAUAUGUACAGAUAAAUCUUUUCACUGUG